AAGUCAGAGGCGAAUCUGAUUGGUCAAUGAUACCUGGAGCAGUGGAGAAUUUUUGACUGUUGAUUACUGAGGCAUAUGGAAACACAGAGAUCUCGCAAUAGUGUUAUUUUACCUCUCUCAUUAAGGGCUCUCUAUGGAUAUACUAACAUUUUAUCUAAAUAGAACAGGAAAAAAUCAGCAUUGCAAAUCCUGCAGAUCUAUCCUGCCAGGGGCCCGAGAAUCUCUCCAACUACUGAACCAGCAGCAUCUUCACUCUCCUCUGAAGGCGGCAGCUAUGACUCCUCGGUCUCUACUCAUGUCAGUCCUCGUCCUUGUCUCUUUCGAGGCUGCUUACGCCACUCCGAUGUGCAACAACUACUGCUGUAGGUUCGUGGAGAGCUUCCCUGUCCGGCUAAGGAGGCUCAGACAAGACUACUCACAGAUCCGGGACUUCUAUGAAGCAAACGAUGACUUAGACACAGCGCUGCUGGACCAGAGCGUGGAAAACUCUUUCAAAACCGACUUCGCUUGUCACGCCAUGGACAGCAUCCUGGACUUCUAUCUUAGCACGGUUCUGCCCACGGCACUGGCAGGAGUAACGGACGAGAUCAGGGACUUGAUGCCGCAUGUGGAGUCCAUACAACAGAUUUUCGACGCGCUGAAGAGUGAUGUCACCCAAUGUAGACACUACUUCUCUUGCAAGACACAGUUUGACAUAAAAACUCUAAACUCUACUUACACUCAGAUGGAAAGCAAAGGUCUGUAUAAGGCCAUGGGCGAGCUGGACGUGCUGUUUAACUACAUUGAAGUGUAUCUGGCUUCUAAACGACACAGAAACAAGGAAGCCUCUGCCAGAAGUUGAUGACCCUGAUCAAAAUGUGAACUUGUUCCUCUAAAGAAAAGAGAAAAUAGCAACCAAAUGACACUCUCCUAUGCAGCCACUCCGUUACUUUCAUUGGUUAAAGUGUUGAUUUCUGUUUUCAGCUCGCUGAGCUUGGUUCUGUUGAUCUGACAGUACAGUUGACCUUUUUGUCCUGAGGACAAGUUUUUGUAUUAUGACCCUGUAGAGUCCUACACAAGUCCUUUGACUUAAACUGCUUAUGAAGAAAAUAUUUAUUUUAUGUAUUAUAUGUGUUUUAAUUUAUACUGUUUUUUUAUUUUUUGAAAUAAAUGACUUGUUGUUUAAUUGAUGUCUCUGUUGAUUUUAUAAGCCUGGCAAAUUUCAUGUGCCUCCAGUACCAUUAUUCAGGAAUG
Molecule: messenger RNA, 1233 nt
Organism: Cheilinus undulatus (humphead wrasse)
Lineage: Eukaryota; Metazoa; Chordata; Actinopteri; Labriformes; Labridae
Gene: il10
Product: interleukin 10
Exons: 6
Coding region: 134-841 (235 amino acids)
Biological process (GO): immune response
Cellular component (GO): extracellular region
Molecular function (GO): cytokine activity
Source: RefSeq, a predicted model, not a curated record